Molecule: messenger RNA, 7154 nt
Organism: Stylophora pistillata
Lineage: Eukaryota; Metazoa; Cnidaria; Anthozoa; Scleractinia; Pocilloporidae
Source: RefSeq, a predicted model, not a curated record
GUCCCAGACGUAUCACCACUCACGAUUAUGUAACUUUUACUUCCAACGUCGUUUCCUCAGUAUCUAAAAAGCUCAUUAAAUAUAACUCUUUAAUUAUAAUUUUUGUAAUAGGUUUACCAGAGAAGUGGAUAUCUUGCCAAGUUGCUUUAAGCAGCACAAACGCGUAGCUGUAGUCGUAUUUGUAUGAGUAAUUGUAACUUUUUUUAUAGCACAUUAAGACGCCUUUACCUCAAACAUCUUUGACAAGAGGAGUGUCGCUCACUUAGGCUGCCUCUCACGGUAGAUAUCGUGGGAGGUGUGACGGAGUUUCAGCUGGUUCGUGCCAAAGCCAGUUGGUAUAAACCUUUUAUUUUAUAUUCUUUUCUUUUUAGACUUGCAACGUUGAGAUGCUUGCCUCUUAAUUUCUGAUGAAAGUAAACUCAAAUCACGAAUGUAACAGGUGUAACUUAAGUCAUGUGAAUUCGUUACUAUUUUUCCCGUAAAGUCUUGACUGAUUUCUCGGAAAUUAUGCUACAAACCCAAUGGGGAAAAUUGAAGAAAACUCUUUGAAAGCGCUGAAAACAUUUCUUUCUAAACUCUUUGUGUGCAAGAAAGCCGUUAUGAUGAGGAUCAAACUACCACCAAGAUCAUUUAAUCGCUGUCACAAUGACCCAUUCAAAAUUUCGCGGCUGUCGUAGAAAAAGCGAGAUGCUGAAUUUGGUUCCACUAAAAUCUGGUUUUUCGUACAGUUCGAGGCAGAAAGUCGAAGCUUUUUUUUAUGUACCAGAUCAACAACGUUUCUACAAAAUGAUAAUAUUAUCUAAACCAUGUUCCAAAUUUUAAAGACGAUAAAAGUCCUCUGAUGAAAGCGGAUUUCAUUUCCGGUUUCCCUGACUAAUAUUGACAGAUUUGUGUCAGCGGCACAACUUCUAGCCUCGCUUUCGUUUGUUUUUCUAAGAAAUCUUUUUAACGGGAAAUUCCCGGAAAUAAAGGUGAUACCUAAGCAAAUUUUCGCUGUCGCUUUGAAGGAGGUCAAAUCAUGAGGGAAAAAUUGAAGUGUGUUGGGCUUUAUACGGUAUAGAGGAAAAGGAUUUUACCAACAGAGGGCCUAUACUUUUCACGUGUGACUUUCGAAUGCGCUAUUCUGAUGAUGAAAUAUUUUUGUGACUGAGUUCUGAAAUCAUAUCAAGGAUACAUGUACAACCCAUCGGAAUAAUCAGUUUCCAUCUGCUUGGACGAUGAGCGAAGACAAUGACAUUAGCUCAUCAGUAUUGUCCCAAACUGUGCAAGAGAAGAUUAAGCAGAUUGUGAAGGGGAAUUCGAGCCUGUCGAAGAAACACACCAAAGAGUUAGAAACUGUGCUAGCAUCAGCAGCACUUCGUUUAAAAGACAAAAUCCAACGGAUAAGCUUCCUUGAACUUGUUCAAAGAUUACAGGGAUACCACAUCAUUCAAAUCCUCAAUGUAGUAGUUGUUCGUUUUAAAACUUUCGAAGAAGAACCUUCCGCUUUUCUGGAAAAGGCGAACAGACUUGUUGACAUUUGUCUAUCCUUUUGCUACACCAGUAACGUGUCACAGCGACUUUCUUUUGAAUACUACAUGAAAGCUUUGAAAUUUUGUUUUCCUCGGGAUCUAAAGGUAUGCUUGUCAACUGAAAUUCUUAAAGGCCUUCUGACACUUGUUCGGAUUUCUCAGGAAGGGAAGUUUGCUGAAUUAGGAGAGGCCAAGGAAGAAACCAACUCUAAGCUACAAAUACAUGGCACCAAAUACUUGUUUUCAAAACUCAUCAAGAUAUUUGAAUCGCGGCGAAAUGAUGACUCCCUUGUGGAAAUCGUUGACCAAACGAUAAGGUACGCCUCUGUAGACGCAAAAAUUAAAAGCGUUCAGCAACAUGUAACUGGGCAAGUGGUUUUCCAAAGUGAACACAUGGUAUCCACAGUACUCUUAUCAAACUGGAUGAAACUGCUAGAAUUGCCGAAUGUGUCUAGUGGCUUUGCUCUCUCAUUGGCGAAGAUCGACGAUCCUCGUUGUGCAGAGCAUUUUGGGAGUGUCCUGAUUCAAUUUAGGAGCCUUACCUAUCAGUCCAUAAUUUUCUUUUGGUUAGACGUUUUGGAGGGGAUGCUCAGAAACGGGAUUGAAGUAAACAUCCCAAAUGAUAGAGAAAGGUUGAAAAUUUUCUUUGACUAUUUCAUAGCGUUUUGCCGCUCUCCUAUCGUGACAGCGACAUCGCUAAAGCUGCUGGCGGCUACGAGCGUCAAAAAUGACAUCCUUAGAGAGGUCUUUGAUCAGUUCUUUCCCAUUGAUGGAGGGGAUGUUUUGCAGAAGGCGGAGGCUUUUGAUCUUGCCUUUCAAGUCUUGUCUCUUUUUCCAAACGGCGAGCUUUAUAAAAGAGUUCUGAGGUUGUGGAGAGAAACCUUUUCUAACACUCCCAGUUAUCCAAUUCUUGCUUGCUUGUUAGCAUUCAUUGUUGACGAAGCAAACAGCGAUUUAGCAAGGAGAAUAUUGGAUUUCCUAGAAUGGCUUCCUUUUCCUUUGCUUUCUUUGAUAUUCUUUUGGCGGGAGCUCCUCGUCUGUUUCAUUAAACUCUUCCCCAAUACAUUUCAAAGGCGUCCAGAGGUAUUGGUGUUUAUUCACAAAGCUGCACGGCUGGCAACACUAUUCCCAGCUCGACAUCGUCAAGAUUACAUUCGCUCCGCACAGCGUCCUACCCUAACCUCAUUAGAAUGGCUUUCACAACAGAACAGCGCAGAGGAAGUGAAAACAGGCAUGAUAUGGCUUCUCGUGUGUUCUAGAGACAGACCAAUGGGCUUCAACAAGGAGUUUGACACUGAUGUUAUCAAGAAGUUAAGUUUGUGCCCUUCUUUACCCUUCAGUACGAAGAAACGUGUUUGUAAUGAAGUAACAGACUUAGCCUCUUUCGUGAAUGAUUCAGAAAGAAAGUAUCUCAUCGAUUUCAUCGAAGAACUCACGUCAAGUCAAAGUCCGGAAUCUAUGGACGAGAUUCUACUUGAAUUUCUUGACUUUAUCAAGCGUUUCGUUGACAAGCAGAGGAUAAAGAAUUGUAUUCCUAUCCACAUUUUGACGCAGUUGUCUUCUCUCUCGAAAAUGUCACUUUCCGGCACAAGAAAAAUGAAAGUGAUGCAACUGUUUAAGAAGUCUGGAAAAGGCUGUCUCAGUGGAACAUGUAUUUUGAAUAUACUCAAGUACCAUCAAUGUACCCUCAAAGAAAGAACAAAUGAGUACUUUGAUGUUCUCUUUCCUAUUGUUGUAGAGACUCUGGAUGAAAGGCAAGAUUUAUGUAAGCAGCUUGAAUAUAGUACUCUUGGUUGUGAAUUUCCCAAUACCGACGUUCUGAAGGUGUGGACUUUUGUUGCUGCUGCAUUAAUCAUAGGUGGCUAUCACAAUGAUGAGAUUGACUUACAUUAUUGCCGGUACAUUCUUCUGCAUGUUUGGGGAUUUGAUUUUCCAUACGAAAUUUUGGAACUCCUGUCUCAUGUUAGAUCAACAGCUGUUAGACUUGCCCACUUGACAAGAAGCAGGGCAGAAGAUCAAAGAAUCUCAAAAAAUAACCCUGCAGAAGAACCACAUCUCGAAAUGUAUUAUACAAUCGUCACAACCGUCUUAGGUGCAGAAGUACUCUCACCUUCUGAGAAAAUAUUGUUGGUAAAGAAGCUGGGUGAGGUUGCUCUGAGAAAUCCAGAAACCUUACCAGACAAAAACAUAGAAGGUGCACUCUACAAUUUGUUGCCAUUUCCCAGGAGGCAAAGCAAUCUUUCGAGCACUGGAGUCAUGCACUUCGAUUUUCGUUGCAUUGUUUCCUUGGUGAACGAUUCCAAGGUGCUAAAUCAACUGUCCAGAAUUCCCAGAUUAGGCACCACCAAUGGGUCGCUCUGUUGGGUUCUCUCCACAAAGAUGUCGGAAUCAUUCUCAGGAAGACAUUUAAUGAACAUCUUUAAGGUCAUUUGUUCGCAGCAAGAUCUAGAUCAAGCAUUCUUUCAACACUUAUUGCCUUUUAUUGACGUGGUUCUUCGGGAAUCUAAGUCACUGGAAGAUGUUUUGGAAUAUGUGGAACAGUCGUUGGAGGUCCUUCGAGGUAUUCCCUCCGCAACAAUUCCUCUCACAAUGCUCAACCUUCACCAUCUGAUCGAGAAUCACGUGCCCAAAGAUGAGAGAAACCAAUUUCUAGUUGAAGUUGGGAAGAGAUGGAAACUGACGCUCGACAAUGUCGUUCUUUGUUUCAUGGACGUUUCACGAGUGCUUUGGAAAGCGUACAACACUGCCAGCACCCCAGCAAACAGAUAUCAAUUAAUAGAUCGUGCUGAAAGCAUCCUCAGAGGAAACAGUAGCUUGGAGGAAUUGGCAAAGAAUCACCCCCUGCUAGGUUUUGAAACGCAGGCGGAACGCAUGAUAAGACGGAUCGCACGAUGCGAGCUGGAGUGGCUAGUUUUCCAUUCCUCAGUCUCUGAUGAAGAGGCAAUCCUUGCUUUUCAACUAAGCUGCAGGUCCUUACGAAUGUUAUCUCGUCGUCUUAGAUGUUUUACCUUUUCUGAUGUGCGUAUUGAGGAUGGAUUCUUCAAGUUUGUAUCCAAAGAAAAUGAGAUAACAUCAGACUUUCAUGCAAAGGGAAUCGGAACAACGCUGAAUAUUACUGUGACCACUCAAGGAAAUGUUCAUCCAGCUGCGGAGCAAAAACAUCCCGUCCCACCAGUUUUGAUAGCCAUCAAGAUUAUAUGUCACUUGAAAAGGCUACUGGGCCAAAAAAGAGAUCCUUCAGAAAGUGCCAUUGCCCUUUGGAAGCUUGUUUUUGAUCAGCCGAGUUCACAUUGUUGGGAGGAGGGUUGUGCAUCUCGUUCAUCUUUUAUCGAUGAUUACGUAGAUCUUAUCCUUUCAAUUCUCUCAGAGGCAUCAUCUUUAGAAAUGGUUAUGCACUGGACAAGAAUGAAUCAGCACCAUGCAAUUCAGUGCUCCGAGGUCAUUUUGAAAGCGUGCAAGUGGACUGGCAACGGAGAUGAUAUUGACGAGGCCGCCCUCUUCGAGUUGCAAACUUUGGUUAGUACAACACUGGAAAUCAGAAGGAAACAAACGCCGGCAACAGCUUCUGUCCCUUUAUUGGGAUUCGUGAUGUCCGCUUCAUGUUUUCGACUUCUUGAGCUACAGUUGAAAGAGUUGAGUGUUAUUCUUGAAAGAAGAUUGCCUUUUGAAGUAACCAAGAGUGUGCUUAACCUUUACGAAAAGAACGUGCAAGCUGCAGUUGCAGUGUGGGAAAUCGUCUCUAUGUGGUCAUGCAAGCAGCAGUCGAUUGAACUUGUGAAAAGCAUGAAAUCAUUUUGUGAAGGUGAAGAAAUAACUCCCUUAAGUCCUGCGCAAUGUGACUUUGUCUGGCAACUGCUGAAAUCUUUCGAUCACAUUUGCAUGAAUUCCUGCCAGGAUCUUGUAACCAAGCUCAAGGAAUUGAUUGUGUUAUACGACCCAGAAGAUUGCUACGGAUUCAACCGCUUGCCUAAAUGGAGACAGGCCAUGAUAUCUGACGGCUUCCCGGCGCGGGUGAUAAACGAUUGGUGUGUAACAUUUUUGAUGACGCCAUUGGAAGAUUUGACAUCACGCGAUGUUGAUGCGAUUGUUGACCUCAAUUCUCGCUCCUUGCAGCUUGUUGCAUCUGCCUCGCAAGUCAUUGCCCGAAUCAUCUUUCCAAAAGAAGGCUUUGAAGUGAAAAAAGGAGAGGGCAUCAAACAAGGGAAAAUGAAAGAACGCAUUCGAUUAGCUAGAUUGCUUGGCGAGUUCAUCAACAUACUGAGACGUCGAAAGCCCGACGAAAAUUCUAAAGAUGCUGUGGUUAGAGAGAUAGUUCUGGACGCCUGUAAUGAGCUCUGCAGAAGCCAUGAGGAUAGUAGCACAACAAGAAAUGAUCUCUACAAAAUCCAUGGCCUGAAGCUGAAGUCUCUCUUCACAGAAAUCUUUGGAAAACGACGCAGAGGGGAGGAUGGGAAAGAAAUUAUUCAAGAUAGUGCCUUGACGCCGCCAACAUGCGAUGAAGAUCCAAAGGUGGUAAAAUGUAUUGCAAGGCAGACAUCUUACCUCCAUGAAAACCUACCUUUUGUUUUGAGCCAGAAAGACGUGUAUGAACCAAUGAUAGUUCUGUUACGGCGAUGGCUGUCUGCGAUCGUCAUGAAACCAGUCCUUGCUUCUCACACUCUGGACAUUGUUAAGACACUGUUUUCAGAACCCCCGUCAGAUGCCAACUCUUCUUUUCUGGAUGGAUUACACAGAAAAAUUCAAGCGCGCAUUUUAUCCCUUGAAGAAAAUCAAUCUCUCAUGGCUCAGUUUCAAGCAGCGGGAUACAACCAAGAAGGGGCAGAUAAACUCGAUCUAUGGUCCUCACCUGCUGUUGAACUUCCUUGCUACCUCACUAAGCGUGAGUCACCGAAUAAAAAAUUACAUACCAAGAAAUUGACUGAAGUUCUUCAACGUCUUUGGAAUGAAUGGAAAGACAUCCUCUUUAUGUGUGAUGUUUCAUUCAUUAACGUUGGCGGGGAGGAAGUUUGUACGAAAGAUCUCUUUGGUUUUAAAGAUUCUUUGAAAGAGAUGGAAGAACAGGUUGCUGCUGUAAAGGAAAAAGUAAAACACGUUCAUCUCGAACAUUUUAGAUCAGAAGACUUAGAAAGGCGAGCGGAGCGACUGAUACGCCUGGAGCAGCAAUACCGCAAGCGGAUUGGAAAACGUUACAAGACGUCCAUCAAUAGGACUCCCGAAGCAUCGGAAGAAAGAAAGAAGUUUGUUGCUGUCUGGGAAAAUCGAUUCCUGGAGCAGGUGAAGCUCUGCUCGGAGAAAAUUCCAGGUUGUUACGCACCCAAUGGUUUCCACUCUGAGAAACCUGUGAUCUGUGCUCUAUCCGUGGACAACAAGAUCUUGACUGUCUUCAAAGAGGAAAACGGUCGCAGAGACGAGCUCGAGAAUGUUGAGGUGAAACUCUUUGAAGCUGGUAUGUACGUGUACGGAUUGUAUACGAAUGGACAUGAUUACGUCACCGACGAACUGUGGGCUGCGUUUUACAAGAUGCUGCUAGAAAAGAGACUUGUACCUAGAAUUGUGUUGUCCAAUGAAAGUCCAGGGUUCGACUGGAUCAAGAUGAAGAAAUAUGUAGAACCUUGUAAGUGAACUGGAAAUGGUAAUUGUAUU